Marmota flaviventris (yellow-bellied marmot) is the source of this 777-nucleotide messenger RNA. The record is from RefSeq and is a predicted model, not a curated record. NCBI's taxonomy places the organism in Eukaryota, Metazoa, Chordata, Mammalia, Rodentia, Sciuridae.
AUGGCGGAGCGCGUCCGGGCAGGGAAAGGAAAGGUCAACGUCUGUUUAAUUUCCACCCCCAGCCCUGGACUUCCAGCUUUAGCUCGCCGGCCUCAGCUGUUGUACACACACGGCGAGGGGGAGGGGAGGGCGGAGGCGCGGAGGAGGGGCCGGCUGGGAGGAAUCUGGGCGUCCUGCCGCGCAUGCGCCUUUCUAGAGCAACAAGUGGGCUCCACAGACAGAGGAAGUGUAAAGGGGGGUGGAGAGACUGGUGCAGAGCAUGGCGGUGACGUCAGCGCUCCGCCCGGGCGGCAUCCCGCGCGGCCAAGCCGGGGACAGCGCGAGCCGCAGCCCGAGCAGGAGCGCCGAGACGCGCCUCCGGAACGUAGAGUAACAAUCACAACCCCACAUUCCGGGCGAGCACGAGCGGGAAGGGAUGCGACCCGGGCCGAGGCGCCGCGCGAGCGCCCUGCAGCCAACGUGAGCGCCGCCAACCGCGGCGGCCCGGGCGCCGGCCAGGCCAGGGGGCGGCGGGAGCCUGCGUGCGUGCGCUCCUCUCCUCUGCUCUCGUGCGUCCUGGAAGCGGUGGCCGCUGCGGCUCCCUCCGGCGUGCAAACCCUGCCGCCAACAACGGAACGGCCGACCCUGCGGAGGGGAGAAGCUCCUCUCUCGGCUGCCACCCCCUCCCCCGGCCCUCCAGGGAAGCAGCGGCUUCAGCAAGAUUGGACCCGGGCACCGGGUGGCACAGCCCUCUAGCCCUCGCCCCAGGGUGCCUGGCGGGGAGAGGACGCAGCUCGU